Molecule: messenger RNA, 1503 nt
Organism: Helianthus annuus (common sunflower)
Lineage: Eukaryota; Viridiplantae; Streptophyta; Magnoliopsida; Asterales; Asteraceae
Product: replication protein A 70 kDa DNA-binding subunit B-like
Exons: 10
Coding region: 1-1503 (500 amino acids)
Biological process (GO): DNA repair; DNA replication; DNA recombination
Cellular component (GO): nucleus
Molecular function (GO): DNA binding
Source: RefSeq, a predicted model, not a curated record
AUGUCCGGCUCUUCUGUGCAAACUCUGUCAUCCGGCAAGAAAUCCGACGGUGAACCCCCAUCUUUGUCACUCAGUUUCAUUGAUGAUUUGAAUCCGUCUAAAGAUAUGUGGAAUCUGAAGUGUCGAAUCAUCCGGAAAUGGGUUCAGUCCUUUCGGAUGGAUCUGAUCUUGCUCGAUGAGAAGGGCCGUAAGAUUCAGGCAGGGAUUAAGGCUCCAUUAAUUCCUAUGUUUAUCUCACAGCUUCAUGAGGAUGAAGUUGUUAUUCUCUCCAGAUUUGGUGUUGGAGAAAACACUGAUGCUUACAAAGUUAUUAACCAUGAUGUUGCUGGAAUUGUUGUCUCGUGUGGAGAUAUGGAAAUCUUUCCCAAUGAAAGAAAAAAGAUGAAUUUGGAUGUUCAAGAUGUCCAGAGAGAGGUAGUCCGUUGUACUUUGUGGAAUAUGUAUGCACAAGAAUUUAAUGAUUUUUUGUCUCAAAACUCUCCGAAUGAGACUGUGAUGGCUGUCAUUCAGCAUGCGAGGAUUAGGAAGUGGCAGGUGAUUUGUAAUGAAUUGUUGGAUAUGCAUAUUGUUUCUUGCUGGUCAAUAUACUGUUCAGAUCUUUUAGUGAAACAAUUUGAAGCUGGUGCUUCUUCUUCUCAAGCCAUUCUUUCAUCUCAGAGUGUGUUUCCAGUCCGUCAAGAAUUUCUAAUUGAGACUCCUAAGAGACAUGUUGAUGAAAUUAUUGAGAUUGAUAGUGGAAUGCCAUGUGUGGUAGUUGCAACGAUCAAAAUUGUUCAACAAAACUAUGGAUGGUUUUAUUCGGCAUGUCGAGACUGUAACAAGAAGGUGUUGACCAAAAUUGAGUACUUACAAUAUGCUAAAACCAUUUCUGAUGAGGUCAUGAAUCUGUCACCUUCUUCAUUGGUUUUUCCGAAAUGCGAUAAAGAAUGCACAUCGAUAACCAUAAAGUUCAAAGUACAUCUGAGAGUGCAAGAUGAAACUGGCAGCGUUUCUUUUAUGAUGUUUGAUAAAGAUGUAAUGAAGCUUAUUGGUUCAACUGCGAAUGAUAUAAGGGAACGCCAAGUGAAGCUUGAUGAUACUGAAACUUUUCCCCAUGAAAUAUCACGGUUGGUUGAAAAGAAGUUGGCGUUUAAAAUUGAAGUUUCUGAUUACAACCUUAACCAUGACUACCACGUCUACACUAUCCAAAAAGUAUGUGAUGAUCCGGACAUAAUUGCUGAAUUGGUUGGUGGUAAUGGAAAUGCUCUUGAGGUUGCUGAUGAGGUGUUUAGUCAAGAAGGUUCAGAAAUUAAAGCUGUUCAAUUAUCUGAAUCCUCACAGAUGGCCGGUGCUGAUAUUUCAAAGGAUGUUGUAUCUGUUAUGGCCGACUCUUCCGUUGUUGAAGCUGAGAAGGAUUCGGCCACCAGUCCUAAUGGUAAACGUUCGUUGCAGGAUGUCGAAGGUCAAAAUGUUGGGGAACUCUCUUCUAACAACAAAAGGAAGCCAUCUAGGCUUAACACUUAG